This is a messenger RNA of Xenopus tropicalis (tropical clawed frog), 2352 nucleotides long. RefSeq names its product tumor protein p53 (gene tp53). Gene Ontology annotation, molecular function: DNA binding; transcription cis-regulatory region binding; DNA-binding transcription factor activity. Gene Ontology annotation, biological process: apoptotic process; regulation of DNA-templated transcription; protein tetramerization. Gene Ontology annotation, cellular component: cytoplasm; nucleus. NCBI's taxonomy places the organism in Eukaryota, Metazoa, Chordata, Amphibia, Anura, Pipidae. The record is from RefSeq and is marked provisional.
GCCGAGAGGAACGGACCGGAUAGAAACAGAGCGACCGAUUCUUGUUCCGUUACCGACACUUUCCGGCCUGUGAUCUGGUUCUGCCAUGGAACCUUCUUCUGAGACCGGCAUGGAGCCGCCCCUCAGCCAGGAGACCUUCGAGGAUUUGUGGAGCCUGUUGCCGGACCCCCUACAGACCGGGACAGGUCAGAUGGAAAACUUUGCGGAGUUUUCAGAGUACCCCCUGGCGCCAGACAUGACGGUUCUGCAGGAAGGGCUUAUGGGUAAUACCGUGCCCACCGUGACUUCGUCUGCUGUCCCCUCAACUGAGGAUUACGCAGGGAGCUACGGGCUCAAAUUGGAGUUCCAACAGAAUGGAACCGCAAAGUCUGUUACCUGCACAUACUCCACCGACCUCAACAAGCUCUUCUGCCAAUUGGCCAAGACCUGCCCUUUGCUGGUCCGUGUGGAGAGACCCCCGCCGCUCGGCUCCAUUCUCCGGGCUACGGCCGUGUACAAGAAAUCCGAGCACGUGGCCGAGGUGGUCAAGAGGUGCCCCCACCAUGAGCGCAGCGUGGAGCCAGGGGAUGACCCUGCCCCUCCCAGUCACCUGAUGCGCGUGGAGGGAAAUUCAAAGGCUUAUUAUAUGGAGGAUGUUGGUACCGGGCGCCAUAGUGUCUGUGUGCCCUAUGAGGGCCCUCAGGUCGGAACCGAAUGUACCACCGUUCUGUACAACUAUAUGUGUAACAGCUCGUGUAUGGGUGGGAUGAACCGCCGGCCCAUUCUCACUAUUAUCACCCUGGAGUCCCCAGAGGGGCUGCUGCUUGGCCGCCGCUGCUUUGAGGUUCGUGUGUGCGCCUGCCCCGGGAGGGAUCGUCGCACAGAAGAAGAUAAUUGCACAAAGAAACGGGGCCUGAAACCCAACGGGAAGAGAGAGCUUUCUCACCCACCAUCCAGUGACCCUCCACUUCCCAAGAAGCGCCUUGUUGAGGAGGAUGAUGAAGAGACCUUCACCUUGCUGAUUAAGGGGCGGAGCCGCUAUGAGAUGAUAAAGAAACUGAAUGACGCACUUGAAUUACAAGAGAGCCUCGACCAGCAGAAACUGUCCAUAAAGUGCCGCAAGUGCCGGGACGAGAUCAAACCCAAGAAAGGGAAGAAGCUGCUGGUGAAAGAUGAGCUGCAGGACUCCGAGUGAGACCCCGACGGGAGCCAGCACUUGGGGGGCAUCGGUGGCCGGUUCUCCGACUUUUGUUUUUUUUGUUUUGUUUUUUUUUUAAGCUCUGUCCCUCCUUUUAGCUAGUUUAGAGGGUCCGCAUUGCCCUUGGGGGGCCCGCUAGUUCUAUAUGGCACCCAAUAUUAUCCAGUCAUUAUGUGUUUGGGGGCUCAAUUACACUGUUUACUCUGUAUCAUUGUAAGAGAUGGGGGUACACCCCCCCACCCUGAUAAUGCAUUUAAGGAAAAUGAAUGUCAUAUUGUUGUGGCCCACGAACAAAGUACCAAGGUCCCCCUGGCCCGCCCAGUCUGUGGUUCCAGUGCAUUAUGGGGCACUGGGUCAGGCUGUGUGGGUCACCCAAUCAGUGAGGUGGCACCCCACUUGGGUAAAGGGAGGGCCUCUACUCCUGCCAACCUGUUAGUCAUUGACUCCUGUAAGGAGGAGCUAAUGCAGUGGGGGAGGGGCUUAAGGACAGGCAAAAUAGUUCCCUUUCCAUUGGCCAAAGUGAUGGUGUUGGCCCUUACUGGGGCUGAAUCCCAUAAUGCAUCUGUAGGGCUCGGGACGGCCCAGUGUACGCAUCAGAGGGUGGAGCUUCCUGCAGAUUGAGUUGAAUUCCCCCUUGAGUGGGGAAUGUAUUGGAGUGGGAUAGGCCCCGCCCAUCCAGGGUUCUGCUGACUGCCACCUUAUUAUGUAACCCUGUGGGUGAGGGUGUGAAUGGUAUGUGCCCAGUGUGGGAGGGAUAUAACUGCCACUCCUACCCCCCCAUACAGACUCUCCUGGCAUGCCAGCAUGGUGGGCACUGUAUGGGUUCAUUGCUGCUCCGGUGUAGUGGCACCUAUGCCUCUGGGGGUGCUAGAGAGCUCAGGGAGUUUCCCAGGCAGGGGCAAUAAGAGGCCCGGGGGGUAAGAUUUAGGCUCUGAAGGGCAGUUAUAUCGACAUUUCAUGGAGAUUAGCGCCACAUUUCCUCCCUUCAGCGCCAAAUGGGUUAUGGGCAUCAAUGGGUUAUGGGCAUCAUUAUUCGGUUGCUGGGGCUCCCCCAGAUCUGCCCCUGUCUCCCCCCCCAAAUGUGCCCCUGUCUCCCCAUAACCUUCCUUUUUACUAACACUCACUGCCAAUGAAUUUUGUAUCUUCUUUUUUUAAUAAAAAAAAAUCCAGUAAUC